UACGCAAAACUACAACUUUCAUAAAUACACUUACAGCACAAGGGAAAAUCAAAGGGUAGUAAGAAAUGAGGGCGACACCAAAAGCAGAAAUUUGGAAGUCACCAAUACCAUAUCUCUUUGGUGGUUUGUCUUUGGUUCUUUUGCUUAUAGCUCUAGCAUUAUUCUCAUUGGUCUGCAUACACAAAAAGUCUCAUUCUUCUAACAAUACCUAUCCUGUCGAGGAAGAAGAAGACGCCGGAGACAACGAAGCUAAGACAGUUAUCGGAGAAUACUUACCUAAGAUCGUCGUGAUUUUGGCCGGAGAGGAUCAACCUACUUGUUUGGCCGUUCCGGUGAUUCACACAGUGUCUUCCGUUUAUCCUUGUAAAUGUGGCAUUGUUACUGUCCUCUCAAUCUAACUAUUAACAUAUUUUCGCUUUUGCCAAACAAAAAGAAAAUCUCAACUUUUAUAAUAAUAAUCGGCUAUUUUGUAA
Molecule: messenger RNA, 473 nt
Organism: Brassica oleracea var. oleracea
Lineage: Eukaryota; Viridiplantae; Streptophyta; Magnoliopsida; Brassicales; Brassicaceae
Product: protein GLUTAMINE DUMPER 6-like
Exons: 1
Coding region: 66-398 (110 amino acids)
Biological process (GO): regulation of amino acid export
Source: RefSeq, a predicted model, not a curated record